Puccinia graminis f. sp. tritici CRL 75-36-700-3 is the source of this 195-nucleotide messenger RNA. RefSeq lists its product as uncharacterized. The coding region runs from base 1 to 195 and encodes 64 amino acids. The record is from RefSeq and is a predicted model, not a curated record. Lineage: Eukaryota; Fungi; Basidiomycota; Pucciniomycetes; Pucciniales; Pucciniaceae. The transcript has 3 exons.
AUGAAAAACCCCAAGCCCCUGCGAGAUAUUAUCAACCAUAUUGAGUUCAAUGAAUUGAGAGCUAGCAUCUUUGCACAGGUAGAUCAAGUGAACAAUGCCAUCCUUGCACAGGUAGAUCAAAUGAACAAUGCACCCAAUGGAGUCAACAAAAAUCAUCCAGACCAAUACACUGGAGGAGUUCCCGUCGCUAUUUAG